Molecule: messenger RNA, 285 nt
Organism: Sphenostylis stenocarpa
Lineage: Eukaryota; Viridiplantae; Streptophyta; Magnoliopsida; Fabales; Fabaceae
Source: the annotation of a GenBank genome assembly
GAAGUGGAGGGUUUCUUCAAACAACAAGGGACUGGGUCAAUUAUUAAAUCAAAUGAUAUUAAGCAUGUUUCCCAUCCCUUCUUGAGAAACAAGCAGGAUGUUUCUUUGCAAAAUUAUGCUCAAUUUUAUAUGUGGCAAUUUGGUCAAGAUCUCUUCGUUAGUUGGGGGAAGAGUCUGCACAAAUCAGAUUUUUUGAGGAACAUGUCUAGUAGAGAUAAAAAAUUGUUGAAAAAACAACAAACAAAACAUCUUGCUCUUUCCAAGCGAUCAGAAAAGAAAGAAAUA